Molecule: messenger RNA, 1376 nt
Organism: Sander lucioperca (pikeperch)
Lineage: Eukaryota; Metazoa; Chordata; Actinopteri; Perciformes; Percidae
Exons: 2
Coding region: 249-1376 (375 amino acids)
Molecular function (GO): nucleic acid binding
Source: RefSeq, a predicted model, not a curated record
UGACACAGAGCCUACUUUGAAAAAGGUUGAUUUAUGAGGCUUAACCUUAUUAUUUAUGCAAUGUGCACUUUGGAGAUAAUUGUCUUUUUUCUUUGUUCUUCUGUGCAGAUUGACAGCGACAUCAUCGUGCUCAUGGAUGAUGCAACGCUGGCAAAUUACAUCCCCUCCUAUGGAGACCGAAUCGCUCUCUUCAAUUACUGUUAAAGCCUCCCCUCAAUAGGAUUUGAUCAGUUUUGCUGCUCACAACAAUGCCUGCUAUGUCAGAUUUGGAUGAAUAUAUCAAACUCUACUUCAGAAUUUCUUUCAGUAACAAAGAAAUACUUGAAAUUUUAGCACACAACAGUCAAAUAGUAAUAAGUGUCCGGACUUUAAAGAGAAUUUGUAGGAUACUUGGUCUGUUCAGAAGGAAGAUCCAGUCUGACUUGGAUGAAGUGCUGGCUUUUGUUCAACGUGAGAUCAUGACCAAUGGACAGAUGCAGGGUUACCGUUGGCAACAUCUUCGUGCAGUUCAACGGGGAUUUGUUGUAUCACAAGAUACCAUCAGACGCAUCAUCAAAUUGGUUGAUCCACAAGGUGUGGAAUUAAGACGAGCCAGACGCUUGAUAAGACGUCAAUACAGCUGCAGAGGGCCAAAUGCGCUUUGGCAUAUGGAUGGCUAUGAUAAGUUAAAGCUCUAUGGCAUUGCCAUCAAUGGCUGUAUAGAUGGCUUUAGUCGCUAUGUGUUAUGGAUGAAGGCCUAUACUACAAACAGCUAUCCUAAAGUAGUUGCAAGUUACUUCAUCAAAACAGUUUCAAGCAUAGGGGGAUGUCCAGAGAGGAUUCGUGCAGACAGGGGAACAGAAAAUGGUUGUGUUGAAGAAAUACAGAUAUUUGUGCAGCGCAACCACCCAGACAGUUUUGCAGGGGAGAGAAGUUUCCUUUAUGGAAGAAGCACAUCAAACCAGCGCAUUGAGGGAUGGUGGGGUACCCUCCGCAAACAAAGUGCACAGUUCUGGAUAAACUUAUUUCAAACUUUUCAGGAUGAUGGCCAUUUCACAGGAGACUUUUUGGACAAAAGUCUCAUCCAAUUCUGUUUCCUUAAUCUUGUUCAGGAUGAACUUGAUGAAGUUGUCAACACAUGGAAUUCACACAAAAUCAGACCACGAUCAAGUUUUGAUGCGGCGUCGGGUCGGCAAUUUGUGAUGUACUCAUUCCCAGAGUUGCACAGUGCUGAGGAUAGACUGAAACCAAUUGCCAUGGAGGAAAUCACUUUGUGUAUGGAAGAGUGUACUCCUAAAGGCCUGUGUUGUCUCCUAAUGGAGGAGAAAGGAUGGGAUGCUCCAGCAGAUCAACUUGAUGCAGCUGAUCUGUACAUCAUGUUAAGAGAUGAAAUAUAG